Molecule: messenger RNA, 240 nt
Organism: Dibothriocephalus latus
Lineage: Eukaryota; Metazoa; Platyhelminthes; Cestoda; Diphyllobothriidea; Diphyllobothriidae
Source: the annotation of a GenBank genome assembly
AUGGAGAAAAAGCCUCAUAAGAAGGAAGAACUGUCAAUUACCAAUCAAGUCUUACGUUUGGCGGAGUGUUUGCUAAAAGAAGUAGACGGACCUUACCGCAUUUGCGGAUGGGCCGUGAACCCCUUGGUCUACAACGUCUUCAAGCUCGUCCUACUCUCCUGUUUCUCGGCUUUGGUUAGCGAAUUCCUCGGCUUCAAGUUGAAACUCUACAAGCUGAAAUUGAAUCCGGCCAACUGGUAG